Molecule: messenger RNA, 351 nt
Organism: Mya arenaria
Lineage: Eukaryota; Metazoa; Mollusca; Bivalvia; Myida; Myidae
Exons: 3
Coding region: 1-351 (116 amino acids)
Source: RefSeq, a predicted model, not a curated record
AUGCACACAUACUGUGGAGAUGGCAAGAGUGUUGUUGACGAAGUUGUUCAGACAGGUUCCAUUGAAUACCAUGAUGAUAUUUCCAUCACUUUCACAGAAGAUAAAGGCAUGCAGUGUGACACAGACCCUCUUAUAGAGGAAAACCAACAUCUGAGGGAGGAGAAUGAAAGAUUGAGGAAAGAGCUGAAGAUGAUGAAGUGGGGGGUCAACAUAAUUAAGGAUGAUGACAAGGCCACACGAUUUUAUUCUGCUUCCUUCUACCUAAGGCCAAAAAAUGCAAUAUUGGAAUGGCGCCAAUACCCCAGUGAAGGACAGGCAGAAGCCACAAAGUUCAAGUUUGACUUUGAUUGA